Setaria italica (foxtail millet) is the source of this 1342-nucleotide messenger RNA. RefSeq names its product ocs element-binding factor 1. The coding region runs from base 596 to 1045 and encodes 149 amino acids. The transcript has a single exon. Gene Ontology annotation, biological process: positive regulation of DNA-templated transcription. The record is from RefSeq and is a predicted model, not a curated record. NCBI's taxonomy places the organism in Eukaryota, Viridiplantae, Streptophyta, Magnoliopsida, Poales, Poaceae. Gene Ontology annotation, cellular component: nucleus. Gene Ontology annotation, molecular function: transcription cis-regulatory region binding; DNA-binding transcription factor activity.
ACCUCACCUGAUCCCCUCCCCCUUCCCUCUCCCGCCGCCUCUGAUUGAGUGGCUCACCUUUCUUCCCCAACCAGCCUCGAGCUUGCAAUCCUCUCCUCCGCCCUCCAAUUCCUCCAGAUUUCGGCUCGGUUCUCUCGAGCUCGAGCAGAUCAGCCUCCUCCGAUCGAAGUUUUGUUCAGUUUCCCCGUCCAAGAACCGCUGCUCUUCUUGGUUGAAGAUCUUGGCGGAAGAUCCAAACCUUUUGUGUUGGGGUUCUCCGGGUUUUCCUGCGCUGGAGGGACGUUUCGUUCUCGCUGGCCAUGGUUUGGCUGGGAAGCAGCAUCUUGAUGCCCAAUCUCUGAGCUUUAUGAAGAUCGCCAGCCACCUGCGCCGCUCCUGCUUCCUCCACUCCUUCUCGGUUGUCUUCCUCUACUGGUUUUAUGUGAUCUCAUAACUUGCCCUCACCCGGAUCCGCCAUUCCCUGUCCUCUCUCCGUCCCCUCUUGCUUCUCCCUCCCUUCUUGCUUUCCUGAAGAAUCGCCGAAUAAUAGCGCUAGCAGCAGCAGCAGCGGUAGAGGAUUUGGUUGUAAGCUAGGCCGGCUCCGUGCGGGAAGAAGAUGUCGUCGUCGUCGCUGUCGCCGGCAGGGAGGACGUCCGGGUCGGACGGCGACUCGGCGGACACGCACCGGCGCGAGAAGCGGCGGCUGUCGAACCGCGAGUCGGCGCGGCGGUCGCGGCUGCGGAAGCAGCAGCACCUGGACGAGCUGGUGCAGGAGGUGGCGCGGCUGCAGGCCGAGAACGCGCGCGUGGCGGCGCGCGCCGCCGACAUCGCGUCGCAGUACGCGCGCGUCGAGCAGGAGAACACGGUGCUCCGGGCGCGCGCCGCCGAGCUCGGCGACCGGCUGCGCUCCGUCAACGAGGUGCUCCGCGUCGUCGAGGAGUUCAGCGGCGUCGCCAUGGACAUCCAGGAGGAGAUGCCGGCCGACGACCCGCUGCUCCGGCCGUGGCAGCUGCCCUACCCCGCCGCCGCCAUGCCCAUCGGCGGCGCGCACAUGCUCCAGUACUGAUGACGAUGAUGCCUCUCCACCAGCCAUGGAGCUUAGUGGUGGUUGGCAAGAAGAAUUGGCUGCACGCACCUGCCCACAUGAUCUCAUCUAUCUACCUGGCUGCUUCGAGAAUUACAUAGGCUCUAUCAGCUGCUGCUGUGUUAGUAAAUCUGUGUUCUUGUUGCUUCAAUAAUUUGUUGCUGUUGUCUGUCAGUCUGUCUGUAAUAGAUGAUGCUCAUCUUUAUGUAAUUUCGUGCUUGAUUUCUGUACUUUCUGUCUUGUGAUGUGAUAAAUAAGUGUUAUAAUUUCCUGCUCCCA